AUGUUGUUCUUUAGGAACCUCACUCUCCUUGCCGCCAUCACAACCACGGCAUUUGCUGUGCCUGUUGAAGAGCGCAGAUACGACUUACCUCGUGCAGUUGAUGACCACGCCGAUCCUGAAUUACGGACCAUUGCUGCCACGGCCAAUGGUCCAAGGUCCAUUUCCGGUAGGAGUGGUACCUCCGGGGCGGUUGAGAUCGUUAAUAAGAUGGAUCAGCCAAUCUACAUAUGGUCAGUUUCAGAUUCCGACACAACGGGCGGCGUCAUGCACACUGUACAAAAGAAGACCGGUACCUACACUGAGCAGUGGCGCGUUAUGUCUGAUGGCAGCGGCAUAUCCGUAAAAAUAUCAACCUCACCAAAACAGGACAGCGUUCUACAAUACGAGUAUACCAAAACUGGUGAUAAACUUUUUUGGGAUAUGUCUUCCCUAAACAUCAACUCCACUUCGCCGAUUGUUCAGCAAGGCUUCGCUGUGACGAUUAGCGACGAUAGCUGUGAGACUGUGACUUGUGCAGCUGGAGAUGCCACUUGUGCAGCCUCGUACCAGGACCCUAAUGACAGGGAUACACACGCCUGUAGGGCUAAUGCCGCUUGGGUUCUAACACUUGGAUAA
Molecule: messenger RNA, 615 nt
Organism: Penicillium macrosclerotiorum
Lineage: Eukaryota; Fungi; Ascomycota; Eurotiomycetes; Eurotiales; Aspergillaceae
Exons: 1
Coding region: 1-615 (204 amino acids)
Source: RefSeq, a predicted model, not a curated record